AUGGCCUUCGACCCCUUCACCCUCGAAGACAUGCAGAGCGACAUCGUUAUUUGCAGCUUCCAGCGCCGCGGCCAAUUCAACCGCCUGGCGAAUGUCACCUUCUCUAAGAACAUGAAGGAGCAAAAGGGCACCGGCAUUUGGCGCUCGAGCAUGAUAAGACCCGUGCCGAGCCCUUUGACUGCAUUCUCCGCUAUCGACCCCAGACUAUCGGAGAGCUCCGACAGUGCAUUGUGUUGCGACACCCAUGGGGUGCCUAGUUAG
Messenger RNA from Penicillium paradoxum, 261 nucleotides. RefSeq lists its product as uncharacterized. Bases 1 to 261 code for a protein of 86 amino acids. Lineage: Eukaryota; Fungi; Ascomycota; Eurotiomycetes; Eurotiales; Aspergillaceae. The record is from RefSeq and is a predicted model, not a curated record. The transcript has 2 exons.